Messenger RNA from Ipomoea triloba (trilobed morning glory), 897 nucleotides. RefSeq names its product calcineurin B-like protein 1. Lineage: Eukaryota; Viridiplantae; Streptophyta; Magnoliopsida; Solanales; Convolvulaceae. Gene Ontology annotation, biological process: calcium-mediated signaling. The record is from RefSeq and is a predicted model, not a curated record. Gene Ontology annotation, molecular function: calcium ion binding; kinase binding. The coding region runs from base 25 to 747 and encodes 240 amino acids. The transcript is spliced from 7 exons.
GGAGGUAGUGUGAGAGCAGAAAUAAUGGGAUGCUUUGUUUUCAAGGCAAAACGACAAGUGUAUGAAGAUGAAGCCAAUCUAGCAGCAGAAACUCACUUUACAGUGAAAGAAGUGAAGGCCCUCUUUCAACUUUUCAGGAAACUAAGCAGUUGUAUAAUAGAUGAUGGCUUCAUCAGCAAAGAAGAAUUCCAGAUUGGACUGUUCAGAAACAGCAGAAAACAGUCUUUCUUUACAGAUAGGGUAACUUCCAUUCUCUGCAGCCCUUUUUUUCCAGUCUUUGAUAUAUGUAUAUAUUGUUUGAGGAUUUUGGAUCAGAUGUUCAAGCUGUUCGACUCCAAGAACGAUGGACUUAUAGAAUUCGGGGAGUUUAUUCGAGCAUUAAGCGUUUUCCACCCUGAUGCUUCCCUGGAAGAGAAAGCUGAUUUUUUGUUUAAGCUAUACGACGUAUGUCAUGUUGGCUUCAUUGAACACGGAGGGGUCAAGGAAAUGGUUAUGGCACUUCUGAAUGAGUCAGAAUUGACACUUCCUGAUCAUAUUAUUGAAGCUAUUAUUAACAAGACUUUUAAGGAAGCAGACUGUAAUGGUGAUGGGAAGAUAGAUGCAGAAGAGUGGAAGGAUUUUGUAUCCACAAAUCCAUCUUUGUUGAAGAACAUGACAAUCCCAUAUUUGAAGGAUAUCACAGCUGCAUUUCCCAGCUUUGUGAUGAAACCAGAUAUGGACACAGAUGAGAUAAACGUCGCUAUCUGAGAAACCAACCGAGACAAGACAGACAACCCAUCUUCUGAUUUAUGAAACUGAAACAUGUAAUUUUUUUUUUUAUCAUAGAGACUAGACUAAACAAUUGAGAAGUUUAAAAAAACGAAAGAAAAUGACAGUCGCGGUACUGGUUCUACAUGA